Molecule: messenger RNA, 1030 nt
Organism: Capsicum annuum
Lineage: Eukaryota; Viridiplantae; Streptophyta; Magnoliopsida; Solanales; Solanaceae
Product: probable membrane-associated kinase regulator 6
Exons: 2
Coding region: 98-709 (203 amino acids)
Source: RefSeq, a predicted model, not a curated record
AUUAGUGGCACAGCUUAUAUGUUACUCUAACUUAAGUCCUUGUUCCAUGUAAGCCUGAUGAAAACCCUUUCUGUUUUUUCUUGUGUUGUCUUGUUGUAUGUAUGCAGAAAAAUCAAAAGUGAUGGAAAAUUGCAAGGAGUCUUUAUCAACAGAGAGUUGGUUGCUAAACAGGAAGCCAUCAAAAUUUGAUAGCAUGGAAUAUGAAGAUGAAUCUGCGUUCAUUGAGAUGGAUCCCUCACUUUCUCCUUCUAAGAGGUUCUCUAAUGUUAAUCCACAUGAUUUCAUCAACUUCAAUUUUCCAAUAUCAGGUGAUCAGUACUCUCCAUCUGCCUCCAUAAUGAAAAAUAUGGAGCCUUCAUCUUCAGUUAUUACCAAGAAAGAAUAUGUGCAUACUUCCUCUAGGAAAGGACUUGGGAUUUUCAAGAAGUUGUUGGAUUUUCUGAAACCUUUGUGUCAGAAAAUAAAAUGCGCUAAUUUUGGGUGCAAAAAUACAAGUAGUACAAGUAUUAUCGAAAGCAGAAGAUCAACUGCGGAGGGAUCAAUUAUGAAUUAUAAGAACUGGCAGGGAAGUUCUGACGGGACAUCUCUAACUCCAAGGACAAGCAUAGCUAAUUAUUCUGAGGAUGAUUGGCGAAGAUCUUGUGAUUCUGAGGCCUCAAUUUAUGAGGCUGUUCUUCAUUGCAAAAGAACUAUUAAUGGUGAUGAGUAAUUGAGGGUUCAGUACUGCAAGGAAGAAAUGGAAAUUUACUUAAAUGAUAUAUAGGUAAUAGAGAAAGAAAAGAAAAAAAGAAAAACAAGAGAGGUGUGAAGAUAUUCCCUUUAUGUUCUUGGAGGUUUUGAGGAGACAAAGAAUCUUCAUGACUCACAUUGUUUGUCAUUGUGUUUUCCUUUUUGAGAAUCUUCAUGACUCACAUUGUUUUUCCUUGUGUUUUCCCUUUUCUCUCAAGGAACAAUCACUUUACGACUUGGAAGUCUUGCUUUAUGCUAUGAAAAGUCAUAUACGUAAUGAUAUUAAUUUGAUAUUUUUAUA